AAUUUCCUUGUCAACCCUGAACACGUCGGAGAGAAAUAAAGAUAGAGCUGAUACCGUCGUACAAACGCAUUGACCCUAAAGGACUUGAUGCAAACGAUCAUUAGGUUUAACGAAGUUUAGCGAAAAUGCCGGGUGACGACAAGGAUGCUGGCCACGAUGAAGGCCCUGUUGAGUUGUCCCAAGAAGAGUAUGCGUGGUUGCAACAACAGCUAGAAAGGGCAGCGCUUGAAGCUGGCGAGGAUAAUGGCGGCUAUACUGAUUGGGAAGACCCAACUGGGGGCGCGUUGACGCAGCUGCUGUCGGCCUGCGAGGACGGCUCGACUGAGCUCGUUGAGGAACUGUUGCGGAGCUUCCCCGGUGAUGUUAACACGCCCGGUCCCGACGGAGAUGCCGCAUUGAACUUGGCGUGCCUUUUCGGCCACGUCGAGUGCGUCCAAGCGCUCCUGGCUGGCGGCGCCGAUGCAAACAUCGUCAACCCUGAGGACAAGUCGACCGCUCUUCAUGACGCUGCAGCAGGCGGCUACUUAGAGAUCUGCGAGAAGCUGCUUGAAAAAGCCGAUGGGGCGAUCGUCAACAAAGCUGACGAAGACGGGGACACACCACUGCACAACGCAGCGCGCGGAAACCACACGGCAGUUGUGAAGCUGCUUCUAGCGCGAGGGGCUGAUCGUAAUAUGCAGAAUGGGUGUGGGAACAAGCCGGUUGAUGAGGCGGAGGAAGAGGAGGUCAAGGAACUGUUGCGCGAGGCGUAGGCACUGCUUUCGUUUUGCAAUGGGCAUGGCAUUGAGUGCUGUCUUGGAACUUCGAGCUUCUAGUUAUGCGCGUAACGCCCCUUAAGUUGCAGCAUGGCGUCGUGCGUACAUGUUGCCGUAAGGCCACUGACUUGAUGACCGGCACGUUGGCUUUUCUGGGCUUUCCAUUCCCAUUUUCGUUCUGGUGCACAUCUUAAAGUGGUACUAAUUACAUUAUAUACUUAGUACAUAUAAGCGCAUGGCCUUCCUCGAACUGCUUCGGUCAGCCCCCAAGCGCACGUUGUCCGACGUUUUACGCAAGCUCCCACAACAUGGAGUAGGGUCACUUGUAACAAGGGACACAUGGCAUCCAGCGGGCAAUAAAUAUUGGCAAAUCGUUGAGGUCGUCCCGUUGCCGGAUGAUCCUACGAAGCUGAGCGUCUGGGGCGUCAAGUACUACAGAGGCGAGCGCGUGAAUGCGGAGCCUAAGCGCAUCGCCUCCGUUUGGAAGUACGGGUGGAUGCUGAAAGCCGCUCCGGAGUCCACUGGCACCUACCAGCAGCUAGCGGCCCGGAGAGCAGCAGCCGCGGCCGCGUCCCUAACGGCCGCCUCAGGGCAGGGUGCGGCAGCGUCAUCAUAGUUCCGGCGAUGUUGCAACUAAGAGUUGGAGCUGAAGGCGGAACUGGAUGUGUGGGGUGCUCUGUUAGCGCUGGGCACGCAGCCAUGAGCUCGGGCAGCGGUGUUGACGGUGUGGUGGGCAAGGGAUGUCGGGGUGGCUGUCCCGGCGUUUCGUGCUUGUUGGGAUUACUGGCUUGCGGUGCGGUGCGGUGCGGCGCAUGUGCAUGGAGGGCGUAAAAGCGCUGGGCGGCAUGUGCGUUCAUGCUCGGCAUGCGCCCCGCUGACAGCCUGCUCAGUACAGCGACGUGGUGGGGCGGGGGUGUGAGGGCGUGCGCAAGUCCACCGUAUCCAGUCCUCGGGGGCACGUGCUUGCACCUCUCCUUUGGUCCAGGUGCAGGGUGUUUCCUUUUCGUUUGCGACCGCUGGUGACGUGAGAGGGUUGGAAGCAGCGAAGAGGAGGUGGAAGAGCGAAUCGGCAGUGAUAGAAGGCUAAGCAAAUAGACGAAGUGCACGGAGCGCUCGGUAGCGGUCUAUUCGGGCUAAGCGCGCUCCCCUUUCUGUGCCAAUUAUUAAUGUACAUAUCUUGGCGCCGGACGCAGUGAUGGGGGUUGGCGCGUGAGGGGUAUUCGUCCUGCAACCUCUUACACAGCUUGAGUAAGAACCGCUUCUAAUCAACGAAAUGCACGAAUGACUUGGCAAUUG
Astrephomene gubernaculifera is the source of this 2051-nucleotide messenger RNA. Lineage: Eukaryota; Viridiplantae; Chlorophyta; Chlorophyceae; Chlamydomonadales; Astrephomenaceae. The record is from the annotation of a GenBank genome assembly.